Messenger RNA from Ceratina calcarata, 1247 nucleotides. Its product is annotated as RNA-binding protein 7. The coding region runs from base 162 to 776 and encodes 204 amino acids. Gene Ontology annotation, molecular function: single-stranded RNA binding. Gene Ontology annotation, cellular component: nucleus. NCBI's taxonomy places the organism in Eukaryota, Metazoa, Arthropoda, Insecta, Hymenoptera, Apidae. Gene Ontology annotation, biological process: regulation of alternative mRNA splicing, via spliceosome. The transcript has 2 exons. The record is from RefSeq and is a predicted model, not a curated record.
GCGUUAGCAUAUCAGUUGAUAUCAGCAGUCUCCUCGGUCAUGUGCAUGUCAUAUGUCAGCAACAUAUAUAAACAUAUUAUUUGAUUAUUUUUAUUUACCAAUCUUACAGUUCUGAUUUAAUAUUAAUAUUAAAUUCGUAACAUUCAUCUUACUCUAGCAUCAUGGAUCAGGAUAUACGUACUCUUUGGUGUGGAAAUUUGAGUCAAAACGUAACGGAGGAAAUUCUGUAUGAAUUGUUUUUGCAGGGUGGUCCUGUACAAAGUGUUACUAUCCCUAAAGAUCGUGAUGGCAAGCAAAGAGCAUAUGCGUUUAUAACAUAUAAACACGUCGAUUCUGUACACUAUGCUUUGGAACUAUUUGAUGGUACAGCCUUAUUCAAUCGUACUCUUAAUAUGAGGCGUAGGAAAAAUGUAGAUUUGCCACAGAUUAGUUAUCCACAGGAUCAUUCAAUUCAGUUGAAUCAUUGGCUUCAGUUAGGCCAAGAAAUGUUGUUAGGAAAUGUAUCUCAUCUGCAAGGGAUUUCAUUAGGAUAUGCAAAUGAUUUGAACAUGUUACCUAACAUUAAUACAUCUGCAUUAACAAGUCUGCAUAAUAUGAAACAAACAGAUAAUUAUUCUUACAAAGAUGAUAGAAGAUCACGACGGGCACAUCCGUAUCACAGAGAACAAAGUAAAAGUAAUAAGGAAAGCCAUCAUAGGGUCCAUAAUUCUAGGAAUCAUAAUCGCAGAUCGCCGCCCAGACGAGUUUAUAGAAAUAAUAAUCAUAGUCAUCGUUAAUAUAUUCAGUAACUUAAAAUUUUUUAACAAAUAUAAAAUCUUUGUUUACAGUUGUCAAGUUAGAUAUAGUCAUAAUGAUAGAUUUGAUUAGUAUAUUUGUGAACAUACAUUUUUAAAAGACUGUACAAUAUUUUGAUUCUUUAUUCCCUUAUUUACAUGUAUCAUAUCGAUUAAAUAUGUCCUGAUAGGUACGUCGCGAGGAACAUAAUUUAUCUUUCCCGGGAACUUCUAUAUUUUGAUUUAUUACAUGUACAGCUUUUUCGGCAAUCAUUUUAACUGCAGCAUUAAUAUUACCACUUGGUAAAGAUGCAAAUACGGAUGCAUCUAUUAUGUAUAAAUUUGUUGUACCGUAGACUCUGUAAAAACAAUUAUUUUUUUGUAAAUGUGUGUCUGAGACAGAGAUAGAUUCCAUUUUUGGGAUUGGAUGGUCCAUUUCUGUUGUUAAUACUUCAUGUAAGAAAUGUAUAAGAU